Molecule: messenger RNA, 5217 nt
Organism: Varroa destructor (honeybee mite)
Lineage: Eukaryota; Metazoa; Arthropoda; Arachnida; Mesostigmata; Varroidae
Gene: STUB1
Product: STIP1 homology and U-box containing protein 1
Biological process (GO): proteasome-mediated ubiquitin-dependent protein catabolic process; cellular response to misfolded protein; protein quality control for misfolded or incompletely synthesized proteins
Cellular component (GO): cytoplasm; Z disc
Molecular function (GO): ubiquitin protein ligase activity; protein-folding chaperone binding
Source: RefSeq, a predicted model, not a curated record
UGCAGUUAACGCAACGAUUAGCAUGCAGAUCAUCCAUCCGUUCCCUUAACACAUGUAUGGGUUUCACGUCUACAUGUAGUCCCAGUUAUUCUCUUCCAUGGCCGUUUCGAUGCCCGACUAGAAGCACACAAUCGAUGAUUCUGCGCUGCUGGACUGGGUGGCGCUGCGAUCGUCUUUUGAUCGCCCUGUCGUCAGCUGUUCGGUGCUUGCCUACGUUACCUUAGAUUGAAGUGAAUGUGUUUGCCUUUGAGGGCCUUUGUAAAUGUGUAUGAAGCAAUGAACAACUAUUUAAGUGUCUAUAUGACUACGAUUGCUAAGUGGCUUUUGUUAAACAAUCGCCAGAAUCCCAAGUCAAAGUAGAUGGGGUUUAGCAUCGACCGAGAGGGCUGGCAGCAACUAAAUUGCAUAAACUUGACGUCGUUGACGACAACCAUGGCAAACGCAUAGAGGUUAGAAAGGGUAGAAAGUCAAGGAAACAAACAAGGGGGCAGAGAACAGGAUCAUUGACUUGUUUAUCUAUCAACUCUAUUCUAACACUGAAGUCAUUGCCAAAACCGAAGAAGCGAUUCUGUGAAGGCAGGUAAUGGAUCAACAGCAGCUACCUGGCUGAACGUACAGGUCGGCGGGCAUCACAAUAACAACAUCUACUGUCACGACCAUUGCCAGGGGAUUUUACCAGCAUCGGACAGUAGCAGCCUUAACGGUCAGUGGUUGUCGGUCAAUGAGUCAGUCCAGUUUGUCUGGCCCCACAAAUGUUAUUUACUUCUGUAUCUGUCCGCUGUCAUCACCACCCCAACAUCACAGUCUUCUACCUUUUUAGUGCAGUAUAAGAUGGGAGGAGCGCGCUCGGUUUGGCUUUGAAAAUUAUUUCGCGUCGUUUUGAAAGUACGACGGGCACACGCACCCAGGCAUUUAGAAGCAAACGGAAGAAGUGGUGAGCUGCAGGUAUUGUAACAAGGCGAAGCGAACCACAGCGAGAAAGCAACCGUGGAGGAUUCAGUCUUGGUAGUCUACAGUGUGUCUAUAGUGAAACCAGCGGAAAAAGGAAAUCGGUUGUGCGCGUGUCAGCUUAGGUUGACAUCGACGAAACGGAGAGUCAGUUGUUGUAGAUAUCAUCUGUUAGUAUUUGUUAUUCGUGUUACUCAGGGAGGAAAGUCUGAUAGAAAAAACGUCUUUAGUCUGUCUUGGAAACGUGCUGUCCUGGAACAUUUACUCCUCAGUCAAUCAGAUUUGCUGUAACAGGCGUUUAUCUAAGAGAACCUAGACAUUUUCUAGGUUGAUUGUUUUACAACUUACUUAGAGAAAUGCACCUGUAACUUUCAUGACGAGCCGCUUGAAACUAUUAUAUCCAUACUGAGUGCAUUAUAUGUUUGUGGAAAUUAGCGUCAGCGAUGUCAAUACAUCAAACUGAUGGGCUAUAUUAAUUAAAUUCGAAGUUGUUUGCGAUAUUCGCAAAGUGAAGAAUACGCCUGAGCGUGACUGUCAGUUGAUAUCGAAGCCCGAUAAAUUUUGUUCGAGAUUUUAUUUUUCGUUAAACAGAAGCAUGAGACCCUAAAAAACGGAGACGUACCAAUUUUUAAAGGUGAUAUUGAGAAAGUAUUGUUAUCCCAUUGUUAGUGAAUUCAACGAUAUGGUCUGAUUCUAGCUUUCAAAAUAUACCCGUCCAAAACUGCUGUUUUGAUUACAGUGAUUGUAAGGUACACGAAAGUAUGAAGGGGUCAGGUGGAAAACAACAGUUAAAAAUGGAAAAUAUGAGUGCUAAUGAACUCCGUGAGUACGGGAACAAAUUGUUCGGUGUGCGCAAAUAUGACGAGGCUAUUCAGUGUUAUUCAAAGGCCAUUAUUAAAAACCCAUCAGUAGCACUGUACUUCACGAAUCGGGCACUCAGUUAUCUCAAGUUACACCAGUGGGAGUUGACGGUUCAGGACUGCCGCCGUGCCACAGAUCUGGAUCCGAACUCCGUUAAGGGGCAUUUCUUUCUUGGUCAAGCUCUAGUUGAACUGGAUUCGUUAGAUGAGGCUAUUUUGCAUCUCCAAAGAGCUCAAGAACUGGCUAAAGAGCAGAAAUUAAAUUUUGGCGACGAUAUUGCUGUCCAGCUGCGAAUCGCUCGGAAACGCCGUUGGAAUCUCCACGAGGAGAAACGCGUGGCCCAGGAAAUCGAACUACAAAGUUAUAUCAAUCAGCUCAUACUCGCGGAUUGUGCGCGUAAACAAGCGGACGCGGAAAAAUCAAAUGCAACACCGACUGAGUUGUCAGAGAUUACGGAACGACAUGAGUCCUACCUGUCGGAGGUGAAUGCUCUUUUUGCCGCUUUGGACGAACGGCGACGUAAACGUGAAGUGCCAGACUUCUUAUGCGGGAAGAUCUCGUUCGAAAUAAUGACAGAACCUGUCAUCACACCCUCAGGUAUUACCUACGACCGCAGAGACAUCGAAGAGCACCUGCAGCGCGUCGGGCAUUUUGAUCCUGUCACCAGAACGCCUCUGACCCAGGAUCAACUCGUGCCAAAUCUCGCCAUGAAAGAGGUUGUGGACACGUUUGUCGCUGAAAAUCCCUGGGUAAUUGACUUCUGAAAAAAAACAAUUACCUUCGAUUACCUUAAAACGUUAGAACCAACGGGAUUCUCAUUUACUGGCAGACAUUCGCUGUGAUCGUACGCGGAUCUUUGGCUAAUUGUGCUUCUAUGGCUGAACGUCAUUCUCUUUGUUAAUUAUGGUUCGAAGAACGAGAAAGCUCCGGUUUAAAUCUAACAUUUCGCAUGCGAACUUUAGCGGGUUCUGGCUGCGAACAGGCAUGCGCAAUAGUAAGACGAAAUAUGUCGUCAGCUGAUGCGUAAACAAACACUGCUAUAAUGAUAAACGCACUAAUUACAUUAAUGUAUGCUGUUAUCUUCAUUGGCAUAUCCUAAGUAUCACAAGUAAAAUAUAUGUGAAUGAUAGAUACACUGUAACAACUGCGUAGAAAACUGCAAGCGUAGCUUUAUAACAGGAAGUGAUCGCACACGCCAAUUCUAGCUACGGCCCAUAAGGUUCGUGCGUGACCGUGUGCUAUAUUUCUUCGCCUAACCUAGAGAGUUAUUACCAUUGACGGGAAUGCCAACAAUUUAGUGCGGUUCUGUCAUUUAUGGAUUAGGCGCUCGGUUCAAACCAAUGAAAUCUAAAAACUUCAAAAAAAGCAGAAGUGGACAAAUUCGUUAAGAAAAAAUGAUGGUAAAUAGCUGAGUAUCUUUUCUGGUUGUAGCUACCUGCAUGAUGAUCUAAGACUAUAGAAGUAUCUGACUUCUUUAAGGAAAUCGAAAAAAAAAUAAGGAAACUUGUAGAUUUCAAUUAUAGACCAAGGACCGGCUUAACUACGGUAAUACGUACCGUAAAGACAAAGAAAGCGCGAAAUGUGAUUAUGUGCACACAAAUAGAUAGAUAUACUAAAGAUGCACAGGGUGUAGGUGAACAGAUGUAGGUGAAUUUAAAAGACCGCGGUAUUACUCCAUCAGUAGAUGAGUGAAGUUGUGUAUAUAUAUAUAUUAUCAUUCGUAAAUGCUGAGAAAUAAAUAUUGUUGAACUUCGCGAAAAUAGAAAACAAGAAAUUACAGAAAAGGGAACAUUUGCUGCUUUAUCCCUUUCUGUGCUUCGUAAAGCGGAUUACUUUUCAUUCAACUACUCCUCUUGAUAGAAUAAUAAUAAUACAAAUUAUUAUUGUUCUGGUUAUUAUUAUUACCUAGUUUAUCCCUAUCGUUACACCCAACUGACACAUUAACGAGCAAUAGGUACGGAAAGCGUGAACGGAAAUCGAGAAAGUGCAGAAAUGUCAGCGGAUAUGUAAGUAAAAUAGUACUAAGGCAUCGAAUUGUAUAUGAACCGUAUUGCCGGUUAAUGAGAAUAUCGCUCGUUGUCUUGCUCGGCGACUUGUCUAGGUCGAACGUAUCUGAGAUUGCAAUUACUGUAUUAUAAUAAAUAAAGCUGAUAAUUUGUAUUAUUAUCGAGAACUCAUUAUUAUCAUUACUUUUUUCAUUACUGUUUCCUUACACCUUUUUCUGCUCGAACACAUGUUAACAUAAUGGCGGUGAUAUUUGUAGAAGAGGCGUUUAUGAGGGAUCGAAUGCAAAAAUUCCAAUUUACAUUAUUAUUAUUCUUGUCACAAUCAGUCUUGCUCACUCUAUUCAGAAUUACCUAUCGGUGACAUUGUAUGGUCGGGUAUUAAUAAAUGUGAAACCGCAAAUACGAAGGACUUAUCUUUGUUUUGAUUAAGCCAGACUAUGGUCACUUUAAGGGAUAGUGCCCUUUUAUUAGACAGUAGAAAAAUAAGUUAUUAGUCUCAGAUGUAAGUAAGAUGAUUGCGGUUUAAUUAAGCCUACAGAUCUGCAGAGUUGAAAUUCCUACUAAUUUUUAAAUACAUCAUGUUAGUCUCUCAAUUUGAUACCAAGACAUUAUUUAUUAUUAUUAUAUAUUUCUCCGUUAUUCGUCCCCGAUGCCAAUCCUUUGCAGUUGAAUUAUGAACGAAGCAAGCGACGAAAGAACUUUUCAACAUGCUCCAGAGAUAAUUAUCUAAUUAUUUUUAUUAGCAAAACUGUGCCCUUUAUAAUUACAUGUUAUUGGAAGUGACCUACUAUACAAUAAACUCUUGUUAUACAACUCAUUAUUAUUUUAUGGCUGGCAAGUCUGUGGGAAGGAUAUUCUCUAUGCCAGAAGAAACGGCGUCACGUUUACGUACAUUGCGACAACCGCUUAAUGGCGAAUACUGGCGGUCAUUGUUCUCACUUUAUGUCAUGCGCAACGAGCUCCCGGAUUACUUUUAUGCAGUAUCAUGGGUUUUCAUAGUGUGUAGUGGAUUGGCGUACAGCAGUUAGGAGGUGCAUUUAGCAGCAGCAACCCCUAACAAAGAAGCAAUGCAAACCGAAGCCUUAUUUAUUUUCACGCUUCCGCUGUUUUGUCGAUCAUCCAAAUACUAAUGUUCAUACAAAUAGACAAAGGAAAACAGUGGCGCUCCUCAAAUUUACAUUUUUCUAAACUACAAGCUAAAGCACACAGUUACGUGAAACAUCUAGCUAAACAAACAAAUCAGUCAGCUAUCCUGAAUAAGAAAUUCCGAACAAAAAUAUUAGGCCGGCAGAAACAUACAACCCGCCAAAGGAAAAAUACAUAUGAAUUUUUAGUGUUAGGUAACCAUAUAGACAUGACUAAUUUAAUUAAUAAAGUUUUGACUACGUGGAACAUUAGCCCG